AUGAAAUCCCUUCAUCAGACGCCACAGCCUGCCUCGCCUAACAUGUUCCCGCAAAUGUUUGGCCCCGAGAGCCACCCUCGCUUCUGUACUGUCACAGAUGCAUUCAAGCACCACGUACUCGCCAGCCCGAAUUCCCUCGCCGCAGUGAGCCUCACCUCGGCACACAAGACCGAAGUGAUCACGUACCAGGCCCUCUCGAGCCGCGCGGCGCGCCUGGCCGUUGAGAUGCGACGUCUGGGUGUGCGCCCUGGCGACCGCGUGCCUCUGGUGGUCAAGCGUGGAAUAGGCAUGCUGGUGGGGAUUCUAGCGGUGCUCUCAUGCGGCGCCCAAUACGCGCCCCUCGACGGCGGCGUCGUGCCAGAGUCUACGCUGCGCUCUGUAGUGGAGCAGAACAGCAGUGAACGUGGUAGCGUUGUGCUGGCCAUGGGCGUAACGAAACAUCGCCUCAGCGAGUUCCCCGACCUCACCGUCAUUUGCGUCGACGAGCUCCGCCGAGUAGAAGGCGACGACGAUCGCGAAGAUGGUCUUGUGCUGGAGGACCUUGCAGAGCCUGACAGCGGGUGCUACAUCAUUUACACUUCAGGCACCACGGGCACACCAAAGGGGGUUGAUGUUACGCACAGGAGUGUCACCAACUUGAUUUGUCAAUCGCCAGGCGAUUUAGGAAUCAAGACAGGAACGAAGGUUGGUCAGACCCUCAAUAUUAGUUUUGAUAUGGCUGCGUGGGAAAUCCUAGGAGCACUAUGCAACGGUGGAACACUAAUUCUCAGAGGCUCGGAUUGGGCUGCGUGCAACAGAGAGGUGAGGAGGAACAAGGCUCAAACAAAGCAGAUCGAGGUCCUCAUAUGCACUCCGACCAUUCUCGCCAAAUACGAGCCACAUGACUAUCCGAAGAUCAAGACCGUCGCCACAGCCGGAGAACCAACCUCCCAGCGACUAGCCGACAAAUGGGCUGCGCACAAGACGUACUACAACUGCUGCGGUCCCACUGAGGCCACGAUUGUCAACACUAUGCACAAGCACGUCAGUGGUGGGGCUUUGACUAUUGGAAAGCCAACCCCUGGGAACAAUAUCUACAUCUUCAACAAAGAUCACGAACUUCUUCUCAAUGGCGAGCCUGGAGUCAUGUGGGCCGGUGGUGUCGGCGUGUCUAAGGGCUAUGUCGGACUUCCCGAGAAGACAGCUGCACAAUACCUCCCAGACCCAUUCCUGGACAUGACAUACAAGAUAUACAACACAGGCGACCUCGGCAGGUGGCUCCCCGACGGUUCUAUUGAGAUUCUUGGUCGAGUCGAUGACCAGGUAAAGGUUAAGGUGGGAAGCCUAAUUAGGGCUUCUGAGUUGAACUUGACGGAGUCUCUGCUUCGGUGA
Emericellopsis atlantica is the source of this 1371-nucleotide messenger RNA. RefSeq lists its product as uncharacterized. Bases 1 to 1371 code for a protein of 456 amino acids. Lineage: Eukaryota; Fungi; Ascomycota; Sordariomycetes; Hypocreales; Bionectriaceae. Gene Ontology annotation, molecular function: phosphopantetheine binding. Gene Ontology annotation, cellular component: cytoplasm. Gene Ontology annotation, biological process: amino acid activation for nonribosomal peptide biosynthetic process; secondary metabolite biosynthetic process. The transcript is spliced from 6 exons. The record is from RefSeq and is a predicted model, not a curated record.